Salvelinus fontinalis (brook trout) is the source of this 4866-nucleotide messenger RNA. RefSeq names its product isobutyryl-CoA dehydrogenase, mitochondrial-like. The record is from RefSeq and is a predicted model, not a curated record. The transcript has 11 exons. Gene Ontology annotation, biological process: lipid metabolic process. NCBI's taxonomy places the organism in Eukaryota, Metazoa, Chordata, Actinopteri, Salmoniformes, Salmonidae. The coding region runs from base 197 to 1456 and encodes 419 amino acids. Gene Ontology annotation, molecular function: acyl-CoA dehydrogenase activity; flavin adenine dinucleotide binding.
GAUUUCUCUGUUUAGGCCUCCUUAAUGUCUAUGGUUUAAGCAAGCAAUUGACCUUAGGAUAUAUUUCGGUGGUUAAUGAAACUAUGAGAAAAAGGUGCCUUUUCCUGAAAAAGGAUCGAAGAAAACUAACCUGGACCUGCACAAUCUAAGAACUACAUUUCCCUUCAGCACCAGCGUGAUAUAACCAGUGCCCAACAUGGCGGCCGUUGGAACGUUCUCUAGAGUUGCCAGACUGAGUUUAAGCAUUGGCAGAAGAUGUCGUUUAAUAUCGAACAGCGAAAAGAGACGAGGAAUAGCGUCAUGCGUUGACCCUGCUCAUGGCCUUAGUGAUGAACAGAAAGAGUUUCAGAAGAUGGCCUUUGACUUCGCAGCAAAUGAAAUGUCUCCACACAUGGCUGAGUGGGAUGAAAAGGAAAUCUUCCCGGUGGAGACCUUGCGUAAGGCUGCCCAGCUGGGGUUUGGGGGAAUCUAUGUACAGCCGGAGGUGGGGGGAUCUGGCCUGUCUCGUCUGGACACCUCACUCAUCUUUGAGGCCUUAUCGACAGGCUGCGUUAGCACCACAGCCUACCUCAGCAUUCACAACAUGUGUAACUGGAUGAUUGACACCUUCGGCAACACUGAACAGAGGGAGAAGUACUGCCCUGAGCUUUGUACGAUGGACAAGUUUGCCUCUUAUUGUCUGACUGAGCCAGGCAGUGGCAGUGAUGCUGCUUCGUUACUCACUACUGCAAAGUUGGAAGGUGACCAUUAUGUCCUCAAUGGGUCCAAGGCCUUCAUCAGUGGAGGAGGAGACACAGACGUGUACAUAGUAAUGUGUCGGACGGGAGGGAAAGGUCCCAAGGGGAUCUCCUGUGUGGUGGUGGAGAAAGACACUCCAGGACUCAGCUUUGGCAAGAAGGAGAAGAAGGUGGGAUGGAACUCUCAGCCAACCAGAGCAGUGAUCUUAGAGGACUGCCAUGUCCCAGUGACCAGUCGGCUGGGUCAGGAGGGACAGGGCUUUAACAUCGCUAUGAGAGGCCUGAAUGGAGGCAGGAUCAAUAUUGCAUCUUGUUCUCUUGGGGCGGCCCAUGCAUGUGUACAGCUGGCGAGAGAUCACCUGUUAGUACGCAAGCAGUUUGGAGAGACCCUCUCAAGCAACCAGUUCCUGCAGUUUAAGUUGGCAGAGAUGGCCACCAAGCUAGUGGCGUCGCGUCUGUUGGUGCGUGAGGCUGCCCUGGCACUGCAGGAGGGCAGGUCUGACGCUGUGUCCCUCUGCUCCAUGGCCAAACUCUUUGUCACUGACGAGUGCUUCAACAUCUGUAACCAGGCACUCCAGAUGCAUGGUGGAUACGGUUACCUCAAAGACUACGCUGUUCAGCAGUUUGUCCGGGACAUCAGAGUACACCAGAUACUUGAGGGAACAAAUGAAGUGAUGCGGAUGAUAAUUGCCAGAAGUUUACUGUCAGAGUCUGGAUAAAUAUGCCAUGGGCUGGCCAAAACUGGACUUUCUCCUGUCUUGAAGGGAUGGUGUGGUGGCAGGCUUCUUGUUGUUUGACUGUAUCCCUCAAGUGUCUUGAACCCCACUUUUAUAGGGGGAAAACUAUAAUUAGGUCCUUUCCUGUUUGUGGAAUAACAGCUGCUCAUUGAGGGAUAUGGAAGUGGAACCAUAUUAGAUAUGUCGUAUUUUGUGGUCAGUAUUGGGGUGAAGGUUUUUGGUUAUCUAUAUCAGAUGAUUAUUUCGAUGACAUCACAGCCUCUCCUGCACAUUCAGUUAUGGCGGCAACGUUUGGUUAUGUUUAGUUUAAUCAUAAAACACAAUUAAAUGCAUCAUCUAGGUGGGUUGGAUGACUGAGGUUUUAUAAAAUAUUUGGUACUGCAUUAUAAGAACCAUGUUUUAAAGGUACAAUGCAGCUGUAUCAAAUAAUUUCUGGAUAACAAUGAUGUUGCAAAUUUUUUAUUGAAAACAAUGACCAAUUUCUCAAACUAAAUGGCCAUUAUAAUUUCGCGGUAUUCCAACCUCAAAACACAGGAACUCACGAUUGACUGCACUAGACCUUUAGCCGUUAAGGGAAGAGUAUUUAAAACCCAGAUCUCAGUCAUUGACAAAUUAUACGUUCCAGCUACCUAAUUGAGAUUAGUGAUAUUCUCUGUGUACAUAAAUGUCAUAAAACCACAAAUAUUCUGUAAGUCAUUCUUAUUAGAUACAAGUAUGGGUCGACACUUUGUCUUUAAACAUUUCCAGUAUUGAAAUUCUAUAAAAUGGCCUGUUCUACUGGGGUGAUCACAACUCCACAUGAACAGUUGGCCUGAGAAGAAUGCUUUACAUUUCUAAGAGCAGUAAUGUGCUUAGUGUCAACAUGAUGGUGUGAGUUGAUGAGCACACAUUCUCUCCAGGCAAACCCUCGUCAAUUGUUGUAACUGGCGUAUAUAAAGUCAUGGCCAAAAGUUCAGUGACACAAAUAUUAAUUUUCACAAAUUCUGCUGCCUGAGUUUGUAUGAUGCCAAUUUGCAUAUACUCCAGAAUGUUAUGAAAAGUGAUCAGAUGAAUUGCAAUUAAUUGCAAAGUCCCUGAAUCCCCCCAAAACAUUUCCACUGCAUUUCAGCCCUGCCACAAAAGGACCACCUGACAUGUCAGUGAUUCUCUCGUUAACGCAGGUGUGAGUGUUGAUGAGGACAAGGCUGGAGAUCACUCUGUCAUGCGGAUUGAGUUCGAAUAACAGACUGGAGGGUGGUGCUUGGAAUCAUUGUUCUUCCUCUGUCAAUCAUGGUUACCUGCAAGGAAGCACAAAAAGGGCUUCACAGGCAAGGGUAUUGCUGCCAGUAAGACUGCACCUAAAUCAACCAUUUAUCAGAUCAUCAAGAACUUCAAGGAGAGCGGUUCAAUUGUUGUGAAGAAGGCUUCAGGGCGCCCAAGAAAGUCCAGCAAGCGUCUCUUACAGUUGAUUCAGCUGUGGGAUCGGGGCACCACCAGUACAGAGCUUGCUCAGGAAUGGCAGCAGGCAGGUGUGAGUGCAUCUGCACUAGAGGUCGACCGAUUAAUCGGAAUGGCCGAUUUCAAGUUUUCAUAACAAUCGGAAAUUGGUAUUUUUGGGCGCCGAUUUAAAAAAUAUCUAAUUAUUUUUUUAUACCUUUAUUUAACUAGGCAUUGCUCUGCAUGGGUAACGCUGCUUCGAUGGUGGCUGUUGUCGUUGUGUUGCUGGUUCGAGCCCAGGGAGGAGCAAGGAGAGGGACGGAAGCAAUACUGUUACACUUGCAAUACUAAAGUGCCUAUAAGAACAUCCAAUAGUCAAAGGUUAAUGAAAUACAAAUGAUAUAGAGGGAAAUAGUCCUAUAAUUCCUAUAAUAACAACAACCUAAAACUUCUUAACUGGGAAUAUUGAAGACUCAUGUUAAAAGGAACCACCAGCUUUCAUAUGUUCUGAGCAAGGAACUGAAACGUUAGCUUUCUUACAUAGCACAUAUUGCACUUUUACUUUCUUCCCCAACACUUUGUUUUUGCAUUAUUUAAACCAAAUUGAACAUGUUUCAGUAUUUAUUUGAGGCUAAAUUGAUUUUGAUGUAUUAUAUUAAGUUAAAAUAAGUGUUCAUUCAGUAUUGUUGUAAUUGUCAUUAUUACAAAUUAAAAAAGUAAAAAUCGGCUGAUUAAUCGGUAGUGGCUUUUUUUGGUCGUCCAAUAAUCGGUAUCGGCGUUGAAAAAUCAUAAAUCGGUCGACCUCUAAUCUGCACGCACAGUGAGGCGAAGAAUUUUGGAGGAUAGCCUGGUGUCAAGAAGGGCAGCAAAGAAGCCACUUCUCUCCAGGAACAACAUCAGGGACAGACUGAUAUUCUGCAAAAGGUACAGGGAUUGGACUGCUGAGAACUGGGGUAAAGUCAUUUUCUCUGAUGAAUCCCCUUUCCGAUUGUUUGGGGCAUCUGGAAAAAAAGCUUGUCCGGAGAAGACCAGGUGAGCGCUACCGUCAGUCCUGUGUCAUGCCAACAGUAAAGCAUCCUGAGACCCUUCAUGUGUGGGGUUGCUUCUCAGCCAAGGGAGUGGGCUCACUCACAAUUAUGCCUAAGAACACAGCCAUGAAUAAAGAAUAGUACCAACACAUCCUCCGAGAGCAACUUCUCCCAACCAUCCAGGAACAGUUUGGUGACGAACAAUGCCUUUUCCAGCAUGAUGGAGCACCUUGCCAUAAGGCAAAUGUGAUAACUAAGUGGCUCGGGGAACAAAACAUCGAUAUUUUGGGUCCAUGGCCAGGAAACUCCUCAGACCUUAAUCCCAUUGAGAACUUGUGGUCAAUCCUCAAGAGGCGGGUGGACAAAUAAAAAUCCACAAAUUAUAACAAACUCCAAACAUUGAUUAUUGCAGAAUAGGCUGCCAUCAGUCAGGAUGUGGCCCAGAAGUUAAUUGACAGCAUGCCAGGGCGGAUUGCAGAGGUCCUGAAAAAGAAUGGUCAACACUGCACAUAUUGACUCUUUGCAUCAACUUCCUGUAAUUGUCAAUAAAAGCCUUUGACACUUAUGAAAUGCUUGUAAUUAUACUGCAGUAUUCCAUAGUAACAUCUGACAAAAAUAUCUAAAGACACUGACGCAGCAAACUUUGGAAAUUAAUAUUUGUGUCAUUCUCAAAACUUUUGGCCACGACUAAGUCAAAACUGUCAAAUAUAUGGAUUCACAAACAACUUGUUCACAAAUAUUUUUUAACCUUAAAUGUUAAAUGUUGUUGUUUUAACCUUAAAUAAUCUGAUCAUGGCAUUUGAAAACAACAAAAAUAAUAAAACAAGUCUUAACUUGUGCAGACUUGAAUAGUGUAGAUUCCACAAGUGUCAUAUUUUCUCAUUUGUCUUCUUUAGCAUGAGUUCUUCAUUCUACUUUGAACAACUGCAAUAAAAAAAGUGAUUUUAA